UUCAUAGCUGGAGAUUCUCCUGUGUCAGGAUAAACUGGGCAUGAAGACCAACUUGUGAACAUACUGAAAGGAGAAUAGGGAGUUCCUGUCACAGCUCAGGGAGAAAUAUGGCCCGGUCUUCACCGUGUACAUGGGUCCCCGGCCAGUAGUUGUUUUGUGUGGACAUGAAGCAGUGAAGGAGGCUCUGAUAGACCGAGCAGAUGAGUUCAGCGGCCGUGGAGAAUUGGCUUCAGUAGAGCGGAACUUCCAAGGUCACGGUGUAGCCCUGGCUAAUGGAGACCGAUGGAGGAUACUGCGACGCUUCUCCCUGACCAUUCUUCGUGACUUUGGGAUGGGAAAGAGAAGCAUUGAGGAGCGAAUCCAGGAGGAGGCUGGCUUCUUACUACAGGAAUUACGCAAGACCAAGGGUGCCCCCAUCGAACCUACUUUCUUCCUGAGCCGCACCGUCUCCAAUGUCAUCAGUUCUGUCGUCUUUGGAAGCCGCUUCGACUAUGAGGACAAGCAAUUCCUGAAGCUGCUGCAGAUGAUCAACCAGAGUUUCAUCGAGAUGAGCACGCCCUGGGCCCAGCUAUAUGACAUGUACUCUGGAAUCAUGCAAUAUUUGCCAGGAAGACACAAUCGCAUCUACUACUUGAUAGAGGAGCUCAAGGACUUCAUUGCCUCCAGGGUGAAGAUCAACGAAGCAUCUCUGGACCCUCAAAACCCUCGGGACUUCAUCGACUGUUUCCUCAUCAAGAUGCACCAGGAUAAAGAUAAUCCCCACACGGAAUUCAACCUCAAGAAUUUGGUCCUCACCACUCUCAACCUCUUUUUUGCUGGCACGGAGACUGUGAGCUCCACCCUGCGCUACGGGCUGCUGCUAAUGAUGAAACACCCUGAGGUGGAAGCCAAGAUCCACGAAGAGAUUGACCAGGUGAUUGGACCGCAUCGAAUCCCACGUGUAGAUGACCGGGUCAAGAUGCCCUACACAGAUGCCGUGAUCCAUGAGAUACAGAGACUGACAGAUAUCGUGCCCAUGGGUGUCCCCCAUAACGUCAUCCGGGACACUCAUUUCCGAGGCUACCUUCUGCCCAAGGGCACCGACGUGUUUCCUCUGCUUGGCUCCGUCCUCAAAGACCCCAAAUAUUUCCGAUACCCAGAUGCCUUCUACCCCCAGCAUUUCCUGGAUGCAGGCCGCUUCAAGAAGAAUGAAGCCUUUGUGCCUUUUUCCUCUGGAAAGCGCAUCUGCCUGGGCGAGGCCAUGGCCCGAAUGGAACUCUUUCUCUACUUCACCUCCAUCCUUCAGAACUUCACCCUCCGCUCGCUGGUGCCACCUGCCCACAUCGAUAUCACGCCCCAAGUCUCAGGCUUUGGCAACAUACCCCCGACCUAUGAGCUCUGCCUCAUAGCCCGCUGAGCGCCCCCUGCUGGACGCGGAAGGAACCGACGGAGGACAGAGCUCCUCCCACUCUCCACCUCCCCUUCCACCGCACCCCAUGCCCCCCACCUCAUCCCCCCGCCCCCAGCACCCCCCUCCUGUGCACAGGGACACCCGCCCUCGUCAUCCCCCUAAAUCCUCAAGACAGCCCCAAGAGAAGGCACUAUUACACUGUCAUGAGACACAGGUCCACAGGGAUCACCCCAGAAUUUGGAGCUGUAUAUCUUCCACAUCCAAUAAAAAAGUAACGUCCUGUUCAAGACUUUGGCAAAACUUGCAGAUUUUAAGUUCAUUUUGUUCACAUCUGGCUAGGUUUCUGUCUGCUCCAGAUUCUUGUAGCUGACCUCGUGUCUUUAUGUUGUUCCUUUGACUUUUCCCUGAUUAUGACCAAAAUGUGAGACACAAUCCUUUCUCUUUCAUUCUCAUAGUCACCGCUCUCAAAUAAGGCAACAGAGAACUGGAGCCUGUUGGCCACAGCAAGUGUGUGUAUUGUGUGUGACAUCGGUAGGUACCCUGCAACAAUUUCAAAUGGCUUUUUUGACUUGUUACUAACUGUCCUUUCUUGCAGCUCAUCGCCACAGAUUUCCCACUGGUUGGGCCACCAUCUUGCUGGUUCACUACCUGGAUGUCCCCAUCAUCUGAGUUUCUAAACCUGGUUUCCUGGUUGUUCUUAUCAGAAUUUCCAAUUCCGAAUACUCCCCGAUUCAUGGUGAAGAAGACUUUAAUUGCCCACAGCUCUAUUAUUCCAUUUCGAAACUCCAUUGACUUGCCCAGCUGAUAAAGGCCCUCCCUCCUAUUUCAUGGUUUUCAACUAAUGUUCAUCAAAUACCCAACAUGUGCCAGCACCUUCUUCAGGUACUUGGGCUCUAUCAGUGAGCAAAACAGACAAAACUCCUGCCCUCAUG
Messenger RNA from Phacochoerus africanus (Common warthog), 2322 nucleotides. RefSeq names its product cytochrome P450 2G1-like. Gene Ontology annotation, molecular function: heme binding; iron ion binding; oxidoreductase activity, acting on paired donors, with incorporation or reduction of molecular oxygen, reduced flavin or flavoprotein as one donor, and incorporation of one atom of oxygen. Gene Ontology annotation, biological process: xenobiotic metabolic process. NCBI's taxonomy places the organism in Eukaryota, Metazoa, Chordata, Mammalia, Artiodactyla, Suidae. The record is from RefSeq and is a predicted model, not a curated record. Gene Ontology annotation, cellular component: intracellular membrane-bounded organelle; cytoplasm.